AUGCUGCGCACCGUGAAGUCGUUCACACAUAUUGGCUCGAACAAGAAGAAAAAGAUCGGCGCAACAAAGUCUACGAAGAAAGAUACCAUUCUUGAGACAAGCAGAGGCGCUCUGAUCGGAACAGAAGUCUGUGAUACGAAAAACUACCUUCCAAUAUACCGACUCUACGCACGAAUACGAUAUGCGCUUCCGCCGACAGGAGAGCGACGAUGGCGAAAACCAGAGCCUCUACCUCCUGACUGGGUCUUCUCGGAUGCAAACAGUCAACCUAGGGACUAUCGUACGUUCGGGAAUAUCUGCCCUCAAUUGCAGGGUGAAUAUGCUGCGGUAGACACAUCGGAGUGGGAAGAAGUGGUCGAGAAUCUCAUGCAUGAGGACUGCCUAUACUUGAAUAUAUGGGUGCCUGCAGGAGUGCCGAGGCCAUCUGAAGGCUGGCCAGUGCAGUUCAACUUUCCCGUCUCCGGGACACAGUGCGGCGACGGCAUGCAACAAAAUUAUUUCGAUCCGAUCGACAUAUUCCGAGAACACCGAGAAGAUCCCAGAGUUCUCGUGUCAGCCAAUUCGCGCGUUGGCGUGCUUGGAUACCUCUCCAGCGAAGACCUCAUGAAAGAUGGAAUGGACCUACGAACGCGUGUCAGUGAAUCAGCUGGCAAUUAUGGACUGUGGGACCUCCGGACAGCUCUACAGUGGACAUAUGAUCAUAUUCAUUUGUUCGGGGGCAACCCGAACAACAUUACUGCUGGAGGUUCAGGCUUGAUCACGGCCCUACAACUGCAUUACGAUGCCUUUCAGUCUCCCGAGAACCGCAUCAUCAAGCGUGCAUUCCUAUACAGCAGCGCCAUCAGCAUCCAGCCCGAUCCUGCGAACUCCUACAGACCUACACGACAAUUCGAUGAGAUUUGUCACCAGCUCAUGAUUGAUACAAAUCUACCCAGCAAGGAGAAGGUCAGGAUACUUCGUGAAGUGUCAGCCGAGAGGCUACUUACUGUCGUACGCACACUCGAGCUAGAUUUCCUACCAGUGACAGACGGCAAAGACGGCUUCGUCCCCGCAUGGCUCAUGCAGUCAAUCUGGAACGGCGAGCUUGGCAGGAGGCUGAAGCAGCGGAACGCUCAAGUGGUCAUUGGCGACACUUGCAGUGAGCGUUCAUACUACGAGCAUGCUGGAAGAGCCGGAAUAGCCACAAGCAGGCCUUCAAGAGGCAUUUCGUCACGAGAAGCGCUCAUGUCAAAACUCAAAACUCAUUACCCACGCGACAUUUGUGACGAGCUGAUCAAGAAGUAUGCGAGAGAUAUCACAGACUGGAAUUCUGUCUAUUGCGAUAUCAUGGCAGAUGUGCAGUGUCACGCGCCAGUACGAGGCUUUGCGCAGUGUCUGUUCUACGGAGGCAUGUCCACGCAGGAUGUCAUGCGAUACCACAUCGCAUGGCGACCAAAAGCUUUGGAUGAAUGGAUCAGUCCCGGACUGGGCAUCUCACACGUCAUGGACAUUCCCAUUUGGUUCUACUCUGGAUGGAGGAUCGGCUUCAGCAAGAAGGAUAAACAAGAUGUCUUGAUCUUCACCCGGGCGUUCUCAAAGUUCUUGAAAGGAGAAAGGAAUGGUGGCGUUAUCUGGGGUACAGCGGCUGAAUUUGAAGUCAGACAAAUCUCCCCGAAUGGAACAGUCCUCGUGGCAGAGGACCAGAUGUGGGCUAGAAAGCUCGAUGUCUGGAAUAUGCUUCGCGAGGUGCAGAAGGGGAGGGACACUCCGCGUGCGGACAGCGUGGUACAGGGUAUGGGUAGCCAAUGGGGGUGA
Messenger RNA from Cercospora beticola, 1794 nucleotides. RefSeq lists its product as uncharacterized. Gene Ontology annotation, molecular function: serine hydrolase activity. The record is from RefSeq and is a predicted model, not a curated record. NCBI's taxonomy places the organism in Eukaryota, Fungi, Ascomycota, Dothideomycetes, Mycosphaerellales, Mycosphaerellaceae.